AUGCCGAGCGACCGGGUCCACCGCCCCCGCGCCCUGCCUCCUGGGGUGGCCGCUCAGCCAAGGACAGGGCUGCCUGCCUACCUGCCAGGCCUGGGUGCCGCCCGCCGGCGCCUCGGCUGCUGGGGCACACCUGACUGCCAGUCCAGCAUGCCAGGUGCCGCACUCCUGCUCCUGGCCCUGCUCUCGGGGGUCUCCACCUUACCCAGGGGGCCACCUGGAACCUGGACGAAUGGAGAAGCCAGAGACCCCCGCAGCCUGGCUGAGCUUCAGCUGUGCCAAAGGGCAAGGGGACAGCACCCUCCCUACUGGUCACAGUACCCUUGGAAAGGAAGGGGUGGGGCCAGCACCCUCCCUGAAAGCUGCUGCCCCCACAGAGCAGCCUGGGCCCCUGGGGUUGUUGACCGCCCCCCCCCCCAUCAGGCACCCCUCAACUUCCCAGCCAGGGAUUCCCUGGCCCGCUCUGGGUGGAGAAAUCGAGGCCUGGGAAGGGGGUCUCCUGCAGAGGCGAGUGGCUUUGCGCCCAGCCUUGGUUGCUGGACUGUGGACAGCCCCUGGGUCUUCAGGGGACACACAGCGACUCUGCCAGCAGUGAGCCAGGAGCGGGGCGUGGGUGCACCCCUCACGGAAACAGCACCCGUUUUCCCAACGAGGCGGCAGAGGCGGGGAGGUUGGGUCACUCGCCUGGAGGGUCUAAGGGAGAGCGCGGCCUCGUCCUUCGGGCUGCCCUUCUCCCCGCCAGCGCCCCCAUUCCCGGCGGCGCCCGGGCCCUGGCUGCGCCGACCCCUUUUCAGCCUGGAGCUGUCCGACGCGGAGGACGCCUUCCCGCGCCGCGCGGGGCCGCUCGAGAUCCCGGCCGACAGCCGCGUGUUCGUGCAGGCAGCCCUGGCCCGUCCCUCUCCGCGCUGGGACCUCGUCCUGCACCGCUGCUCAGUGACACCGUCCUCCCGGCCGGCCCCGGGGCCCGCCCUGGCGCUGCUGCGCGGGGGCUGCCCCGCCGACUCCUCGGUCGUCUUCCCGCCGCCGCCGCCGCCGCCGCCGCUCCCGGGUGCUGCCCGUCCCGCGCGCUUCAGCUUCAGCUUCCGCCUGCGCCCGGUCUUCAACGCCUCGGUGCAGUUCCUGCACUGCCAGCUGAGUCGCUGCCGCCGCCUCCAGGGAGCCCGCCGGACGCCCGCGCCUCUGACGCUGCCCCCGCCCUCGCUGUGUCUGCCUCGGGAUGAGGCGUGCGCGGGCUCCGGCAGCGGCAGCGGCGAGAGCCCGGGUGCCGACAGCCCCCACCUGCACACGCUGACGCAGCCCAUCGUGGUCACGGUGCCGCGGCCACCCCCCAGGCCGUCCAAGGGCGUCCCCGGCCGAGCCGUGCGCCCCGAGCCGCCUGCGCCGGCCCCGGCGGCCCUGGAGCCCGCGCCGGUGGUGGCGCUGGUGGUGGCGGCCUUCGUGCUGGGCGCCGCGCUGGCUGCCGGCCUCGGCCUCGUCUGUGCGCGUUCAGCAGCCCCCAGGGGGCGCUCUUGGCCCGACCCAAUGAGCGGCAACCCCUACCGCUCUGGAGCCUGCCUCUCCUUUCCAGCACCCCCAGCCCCCGGCGCCCUCCCGAGAGACUCGGCCGGCGGCCCCCAGCCCAGGAGGCCCCAGGAGUGUUCUGAAGGCUUCACGCCUAUUAACUUCAUUCAUCCUGGCAACAACUUCCAGGGCUGGCACACCCCCAGCGGGGUCCUGAGACACACCAGCCACGCCUCGAACCAGGUCCGCCAGGACUGGAUCGGCCGAGGUCGACCUCUGACCCGAUGGGACCGCCAUCCCAGCGUCCUGCACCCUCCCGCCUCCGACCCGCUGCUCCGCACACCCUCCCACCUGGGCUCAAAAUAA
This is a messenger RNA of Felis catus (domestic cat), 1863 nucleotides long. RefSeq names its product transforming growth factor beta receptor 3 like (gene TGFBR3L). Lineage: Eukaryota; Metazoa; Chordata; Mammalia; Carnivora; Felidae. The record is from RefSeq and is a predicted model, not a curated record.